Molecule: messenger RNA, 2010 nt
Organism: Peronospora matthiolae
Lineage: Eukaryota; Oomycota; Peronosporomycetes; Peronosporales; Peronosporaceae
Source: the annotation of a GenBank genome assembly
AUGGCGGACACGGUGCAGAUCACGAUGGAGAAGAUGGUGCCGGAGCUGGAGGACCUGCAGGCGCGCAAGCUCUUCUCCGCGGACGAGAUCCGUCAGGUCGUGGACAAACGAAGAGGCUUCGAGUACUCGCUCCGUCGCGUGCCGUUGCGCAAGAUCGACGCGAUGCGGUACAUUGAGUACGAGCUGAAACUGGACGCCCUGCGUGCAGCGCGGAAGACACGACUUGGGCUUGAGAAGGUCACGCUUGGUGACGUCGCAGGGGUCAAGCGCGUGCACAACAUCUUUGACCGCGUGCUGUUCAAGUACCGGGGCAGCGUCGAGCUCUGGCUGCAGUACGUGGCGUUUUGCAAGCGAGAAGGCAGCAGUCGCGUGUUGUCGUCCGUCUUUUCAAGAGCACUGCAGUCGCACCCACGCAGUGCGCAACUCUGGAUUGAAGCAGCGUCGUAUGAGUUCAGUGUGAACCUCAAUGUGGACUCGGCCCGCGUGCUUAUGCAACGUGCCAUUCGCUUGAAUAAGCACCACCAGAAGCUGUGGCUCGAGUAUUUUCGAUUGGAACUUUUGUACGUGCAAAAGCUGGCGAUGCGUCGUCAUGUGUUGCAACUAGAAGAUGCAGGGGAAAAGGUUGUGGACGAUGGAUCGACCGUGCUCAUUGACACGCUUUUGGAGGAAAAGGAGGCAGAAGAGGACAAAAUCUCGGACGAAAUGGCUGCGACCGUGAUAGCUAGGAAGACUGUACUGCAAGGAGCCAUUGCAAAGAUUGUGUACACUAGUGCAGUAGCGGCCAUUCCUAACGAUGUGGUGUUUCGCCUUGAGUUCGUGAAGAUCCGUGAUCUGUUUGGUGCUUAUACGGCUGCAGCGCUAUCGGACUUCAUUCUGCAGGACUGCGUCACAAACUUUCCGAGGAGCGAAGUCGUGCACGCUGCAAAAGCACUUCGCCCGCUGUUGGCCAUUGAAGACAAAGCUGCUUUUUAUUCAAGCAAGCCUGUGGAAGAAGAUGGAAUCGGUGUGUCGGCUGAGGCAAAUCAUCGAGCUGAGCAGGAGGUAGUACACAAUUUUGAGUCAAGCGUCAAGGAGCUCGACACUGUGUCGAUCAAGGAAAUGUUUGCAGAGUGGAUGACGACGCGCCUGGCCCCUUCCAACCAGACGGCGUUCUUGCUAGAGUAUGCUCGCGUCAAGCUAAAAGAGUUGGUUCUCGCAAAGCCAAGCAGUUCAUCUCUCGCGAUGAAGUACAUUGACUUGAUCCACCGCACGAAUGGUACGGAUGAAGCGCUAGUGGUUGUGCGUAAGAUUUGCGACGAGUGGCUUCCACAAUCCUCAGAGAUGUGGCUGCUGCAGUCUCAGCUUGUGCUCCACGCUGAUCACGAAGAAGUCGACAUGAACCAGUCGCCCUCUGCUAAGCGUUGCCGGACUUCGCGUGGAGAUCGCUCGACGACUGCUGUCUAUAAAAGCAACCCGUUAGGUGCUGCUGUGUCGAUCUUGCAGACAGCACUAGUGAAGAUUGCACCGGAAGAUUACGACGCGCAGUUUGCAGUUCGCAGCCGACUCGUGCAAUUACUUGUUAGUAUCGAUGAGACUCCGAACGUCGUUGAGAAGGUAUUCAAGGAUGCCCUUGGCGCAUUGAAACGUGGAUCAACACACUGGAGCGCUAUACGCCAGCAGUAUUUGGCUUGGUCUGCUUGCCGGCGGUCUCUGGAGCACGUCCGCUCGCUCUACACCAAGUUCAUGGUGGAUGAGCAGCUGUUGCCAUGUCCUGAGACGUACUCGUUCCUGCUGCUAUGUGUGGACAUCGAGACUUCGGUCGCGUCGGUAAACGUGGCGUCAGUGCGGAAACUAUUCGAGAAGCUGGUGGAGUUGUUUGGCUCGACGCGUGAAGAAGUUUGGGUGUUGUACGUGCGCUGCCUUGUCGAACGUCUGGGACUGUUCACCGACGCGACGCGCAUUCAGCAGCGCGCACUCCGCAUUUGGAAAGAGUCUCCUGCACUCAUGCAGCUCGCUGCCACUGGCACGUAA